This is a messenger RNA of Paramecium sonneborni, 2146 nucleotides long. The record is from the annotation of a GenBank genome assembly. Lineage: Eukaryota; Ciliophora; Oligohymenophorea; Peniculida; Parameciidae.
UUAUAUAAAUAUAAAAUUUUAUAUGGCUUAUUUUGGAAAUAAUCAAUAGCGUGGGGAGUUAUAAGAGUUAUAUAUUGAUUUGAAUGAUCUAAAUUUUGAGAAAAAGAAAGAAGUAAUAGAUAUAUAUAUGUACAAUAAAGGCUAUAAAGAAAGUUAUUGCAUAUAUGACAGUGGGUAAAGAUGUAUCACAAUUAUUUUAAUCGGUUAUCAAAUGUCUUGAAUUUUAAGAUAUUGAAAUGAAAAAGCUAGUAAUAAUAUUGGUUAUUUAAUAGAUUUACUUAUAUAUAGUGAACUAUUCUCGUUAAAAACCAGAUGAUGCUAUAAUGGUGAUUUAGAAUUUUAGAAAAGAUGUUCGUAAAUCAGAAAAUCCAUUAGUAAGAGCUUUGGCUAUUCGAACAUUUGGUUGUUUAAGAGUUCCAAAAUUGAAUGAAUAUUUAAUUGAACCUCUUAAAGAUUGUAUUUAAGAUGAUGAUCCUUAUGUACGCAAAACAGCUGUUUUAUGUGUUCCUAAAGUAAUCUACUUUAAAUUUCAUUAGGUAUUUGAAGUAUCACCUGAAUUAUGUCCAGCCAUAUUAGAAUAAUUAUAGAAAUUAUUAGAGAAAGAAUCAAAUGCAUUGGUUUUAGCUAAUUUAAUUUAAUCCAUGAGAGAAAUUGAAGUUCUCUAUGGUAAAUAAUUAAUUAUACUCAAUCCAAAAAUUAUAUAAAAAUUGUUAUUAGCUGUUGAUGAAUGCAUAGAAUGGGGAUAAAUCUUUAUUCUAGAUUAUUUAGCUACACAUGAUCCAGUUGAUUCUAAAUAAGCUGAAACUAUUAUUGAAAGAAGUUUACCUAGAUUAAGUCAUAUCAAUCCUACUGUAACAUUUUGUGCUGUUAAACUCAUUCUUAAAUAUUUAGAUUAUCUUGAUAAUGGUGAUCUAGUCAAAAAUCUAUGUAAAAAGAUUUCACCUUCAAUUAUAUCUUUAUUAUCUUGGAAUUAACCUGAAAUCUAAUAUACCAUUCUCAGAAAUAUUUCAUUAAUUCUUUAAAAAUUCCCUAUUCUAUUUGAAAAUGAAGUCAAAGUCUUUUUUUGUUCUUUCAAUGAACCUUAUUAUAUCAAAUAUGAAAAAUUAGAAAUCAUGGUUAGAAUUUGUGAUUCUAAAAAUUUUCUUUAAGUAUUAAAUGAAUUAAAGAUAUAUAUCAAUGAAGCAGAUCCUCAUUUUGUCAGAAAAACAAUUAAAUCUAUUGGUAAAAUUGCUAUAAUGUAUGAUAAAGCACUUUAAGAGUAAUAAUUAAUUAAUUCCUUAGAGCUGUUACUAUUUUAAUUGAAUUUGCUAAAAAUGUCUAAUAAGCUAAUGAACCUGUUCAAGAAUUAUUUAUUUAAAUGCAAAUUCUUUAUAGAAAAAAUAGAUAUUUGUACAAGAGUAAUGAUAGUCUCAAAAUAUUAUUUAAUAUACUUGAAUAUGCUAAUGAACCAGAAGCAAAGGUAUAUAAAUAAUAAAUUAUCUUUAGAGUGCAUGUGCUUGGAUAGUUGGAGAAUUUGCAGAAUUCAUUCCAAAAUCUGUUGAAAAAAUGUAAGAAUAUAUAGAUCACUUUUUAUUGGAAGAUCGAUUAGUAUAACUUUAACUUUUAACAUCAGGAGUUAAACUUUAUAUUAAAUAUCCCUCAUUAUGUUCUGCACUUAUUUAAUAACUAAUUAAUUCUGCCAAAGAUUCUUUUAAUCCUGAUGUUAGAGAUAGAACUUAUAUUUAUUGGAGAUUAUUGUCCACUGAUCCAGAAUUAGUUAAAAAUUUAGUUUGCUAUUAAGUUAAGGGUUCAUAAUAAUUUUAAAAAGAUAUCCGAUUAUGGGAAACUAAGGAUUUAAUUAUAGCUUUAGAAAACAUGGGAAGUAUAAGCAAUUUAUUUCACAAACUACCAAAUUAACUCUAUAAAAAUAUUAAAGUUAGAAAUAAGUAUACUUAUAUUUUAAUUAAGUCAUUAAAAAGAAGCGAAAAUAUAUAAGGUUGAUGAUAAAUUGGAAUCACCAUCAAAGGAAUAAUAGAUUAAAAAUGAUCAAUAAAAUUAACCACCAUAACAAAAUUAAGAUUUGGAUCUAUUAAAUUUUGAAGAACCUGCUUCUAAUAAUAAUUAAAGCAAUAAUAAAAAUAAAAUAGAUGUGUAUGAUUUAAUUUGA